UAAAGAUUUUCCCCUCAGUAGUCAAACCAAGCAUCAAUCACCCGUAGUAAUCUUACCUAGUAAACCUAAGCAUGCAGCACUAAUUGUCUUGCUUAACUCGCACACGAAACCAUACGUGGGAUGCGACCGUGUCCAGUGUCUCGUAGCCAGGCCACCUAUAAAGCCUUCAGGAACACACACCAUCUGUUUGCCAUCAUCAUCUAGCUACCCGGCGCCGGCGGCAUAUCUCGAUAUCUCUCGAUCGACGGCACGAGCGAAUUCACUUGAUUUUGGUUCGAAGAUGUCUAGCCUUACGACCAUAAGCAGCGCUAGCAAGGAGUCGCUGGAGGUGGAGGAGCUUGUCGACACAAGGCUGUCGCUCGUGAUCGGCACCGGUAGCCAACCGCCGCCGGUGCAGGCCCCCCUCCUACGGCCAGAGGCAAGGGAGAGAGGGGAGAAGCGGAUAGGCAGCAGUGCAAGGCAGCAUGGCAAGAGGGCCAGGGCUGUGCACAGCGGCAGCGACGUCGACGAUGAUGACAACGGAGGGGACGCAGCCGGCCGCGCGAGGAAGAAGCUCCGGCUCACCGCGGAGCAGGCGGCGCUGUUGGAGAAAAGCUUCCGCGCCCACAACGUCCUCUCGCAUGUUGAGAAGCGCGAUCUUGCGGGGCAGCUUGGGUUGAAGCCGAGGCAGGUGGAGGUGUGGUUCCAGAACAGGAGGGCGCGCACCAAGCUCAAGCAGACGGAGCUCGACUGCGAGCUGCUGCGCCGGUGGUGCGAGCGCCUCAGCGACGACAACGCGCGGCUCCGGAGCGAGCUCGCCGAGACACGCGCGGUCCUCCUCGUCGGUGGUUCACAUGACUCGAGGCUCAUGGGGUGUCCGUCCUGCAACAGGCUCGCCGGCGGCCGGAGGGCGGCCUAGUUGAUUUCGACUGCGAGAUUGAUUACCGCCGCCAUGGAACUAGUCAACUAGAAGUGCGCCGUCACGUAGCAUAGCCUAUAGCGUAGUGAAUUAUCUAGGCAUGACCGAAAUAUAGUGUGUGUGGUGAGGUUUAUGUAAACUCACACUCGCAUGAACCUAACGAGCUGACAAGAUUGAUGCAUGUAUUAGCUACUGUGUACUUUGGUAGUUUCGUCAUAUGUGUUUACUUCCUCGCUCUGGAUGGUCACGA
This is a messenger RNA of Aegilops tauschii subsp. strangulata, 1148 nucleotides long. Its product is annotated as putative homeobox-leucine zipper protein HOX26. NCBI's taxonomy places the organism in Eukaryota, Viridiplantae, Streptophyta, Magnoliopsida, Poales, Poaceae. The record is from RefSeq and is a predicted model, not a curated record. Gene Ontology annotation, molecular function: DNA-binding transcription factor activity, RNA polymerase II-specific; sequence-specific DNA binding. Gene Ontology annotation, biological process: regulation of DNA-templated transcription.